GGAGGACAUGCAGGCGGAGGACCAGGGGGCGCAGGAGGAGCCGGAGGAGCCUGAGCUGAUGGAGGUAGACCACCACCACCACGACGGGGGCUCAGCUCCACCAUCGCCGGGACCACCCUUGCCUCCCAGCCCCGACGAGCCACGUUCCCCGGAGCGGGGGAACCAGCAGGACCAGCAGGACCCGCAGGAGGGCGGAUCCAGACGGCAGAGCCCGACCUCGACCACGCCUGCGGACCCCACAGAGCCCACCGAGCCCACCGAGCCCACAGAACCGGUGUCUGGAGGAGUGUCGCAGAUGGAUCCCGGAGCUUUUGCGCGACUCAUCGCGGAGGAGGCACGACGUGGUCCUGCGAUACCAGCUAUUCGGUUGCUUCGCGCUGUUGGUCGCUUCUCUGUACGGCCACAGAGCAGGCGUGGUCCGCAACAUGACAGCUGCUGAGGUACGAGAAGCCGAGGAUGGACACCGGCGCGACUCCUCCGGCUAUGUCAUUAACGUGAGACAACACAAGACGGCCAGGGCUUUCGGGAGCGCCCAGCUCUUCCUGACGCC
Molecule: messenger RNA, 550 nt
Organism: Poeciliopsis prolifica (blackstripe livebearer)
Lineage: Eukaryota; Metazoa; Chordata; Actinopteri; Cyprinodontiformes; Poeciliidae
Product: proline-rich proteoglycan 2-like
Exons: 3
Coding region: 8-439 (143 amino acids)
Source: RefSeq, a predicted model, not a curated record